Messenger RNA from Bursaphelenchus okinawaensis, 923 nucleotides. NCBI's taxonomy places the organism in Eukaryota, Metazoa, Nematoda, Chromadorea, Rhabditida, Aphelenchoididae. The record is from the annotation of a GenBank genome assembly.
AUGUCUGGGAUUAUUUUUGCCCGGACUGUGGCUUUGCGGCCACUUCAACAAGUUCGCUUUGCUUCCAGACUUGAGUAAGUUAAUAUUUUUGAUAAUUUCAUUUAUUCUACCUGUUCGAACUGGACAGUUUUUAAGUAAAAUGUCGUAUAUUGUAUUCCUAAUCUAUUUAACGAUAAAAACCGGAAUUUUGUGUUUUCAGGCAAAGACCAGAUUUGUCUUUGUUCAAGGAGAUCAAUCAACUUGCCCGUAACGGUCAAUGGGAUGCCAUCAACAAUGCUCCACCACGUUACAAGUUCUUUAACAGAGAACAGUCAUCGUAUACGGCGUGGAACAAGUUGGUAUGUUUUUUUAAUUAGUUUGCUUUUGAUUUUUAGGUAAUAUUCAUGUUACACUAGGCGUCUGGGACGAUAAACAAUUUUUUCAUAUUUUACCAAGUUUUACUAUUACUGUUUGUGCACAAAUAGUUAAAGUAUAUCAUUAAAAGUAUUACUUUAAUAGUUUUACGUGCAACGGUCACUUGUUUUAUGUUUGAGGUGGAUAAUUUAUAUUACCCUUGACAUUUAAUGUUAUUUUCGAUGUUCUAAUCGUUUUAUUAGCUUUUACUAAACUUAUUUAGUACAAUAUGUUUAAGAAGGCUGUUUUAUCAGUUAUUUGACCAAACUUGCUAACAAACAAUCUCAUUAAUCCUAUUUAAGGAGCCAAAAACUGGAUUAUUCGAUCGUUUCCCCGAAGGAUGUGAAGUCAGAAACAUUGUCACUUUGAUUGGUCUUGUCUGUUUUUUCAAGCUCUUGAACAUUGGCUACAACACUUUUGUGCCUCAAGAAUACAGAUGGCAAUUGAAACGAAUUCAGGCGUCAGUUUCGCACCAUUUGGACGAUGGUCGGGACGGCGAUCGCGGAAAUCACGGUGGAGAAAAUCACUAG